Molecule: messenger RNA, 2778 nt
Organism: Penicillium oxalicum
Lineage: Eukaryota; Fungi; Ascomycota; Eurotiomycetes; Eurotiales; Aspergillaceae
Product: putative mRNA splicing factor RNA helicase (Prp16)
Exons: 3
Coding region: 1-2778 (925 amino acids)
Biological process (GO): mRNA splicing, via spliceosome
Cellular component (GO): intracellular anatomical structure; spliceosomal complex
Molecular function (GO): ATP hydrolysis activity; RNA binding; ATP binding
Source: RefSeq, a predicted model, not a curated record
AUGGAUCGCAACGGACCUGGCCAUGGCAUUCCGCCGGCCAAGCGACAAAGGACGGGCAACUCUUCAUAUGACCAUGAUCAAAUGUGGCACCGCGAGCAGCUGGUCAAGUCUGGUCUUGCCCAGCAGACCGGAGUCCAACAUGCGCACUAUCUUGCUGAAGAUCAAGAAGAUACUCGAGUCCAUUUGAGUGUUCAUGAGCUGCGACCUCCUUUUCUCGAUGGCCGCACAAUCUUUACUACGCAACUGGAGCCAAUCUCUGCGAUUCGCGAUCCCCAGAGUGACAUGGCCGUGUUCAGUCGCAAGGGAAGCAAGGUUGUACGAGAACGUCGGCAGCAGAGGGAACGUCAGAAGCAGGCACAGGAUGCAACGACAAUGGCGGGUACGACUUUGGGCAAUAUAAUGGGGGUCAAGGAAGAGGAAGAGGGUGACAGUGCGAUGGCAGCUCCCGUCGAGGAGGUCUACAAGCGCGGAGGGAACAAAUUCGCCCAACAUCUCAAGAAGGAGGGAGGCGGCUCUAGUGCAUUCAGCAAUAGUAAGACUUUGCGCGAGCAGAGAGAGUACCUGCCUGCCUUUGCCGUGCGUGAAGACCUCCUGCGAGUGAUCCGGGACAAUCAAGUCACGAUAGUUGUGGGCGAGACUGGCUCGGGCAAGACGACGCAAUUGACCCAAUUUCUCCAUGAAGACGGAUACUCCAAAUUUGGCAUGAUAGGUUGCACGCAACCCCGUCGUGUGGCAGCCAUGAGUGUCGCGAAGCGGGUCAGUGAAGAAAUGGAGGUUGAUCUCGGUGAUCUGGUCGGAUAUGCCAUUCGAUUUGAAGAUUGCACCAGUGACAAAACGGUUAUUAAGUAUAUGACGGAUGGAGUCCUACUUCGAGAAUCCCUGGCUCAAGCCGACCUGGAGAAGUACUCGUGCAUCAUCAUGGACGAAGCGCACGAGAGAGGUUUGAACACGGAUGUGCUCAUGGGACUUUUGAAGAAGGUCCUUGCUCGACGCAGAGACUUGAAACUGAUCGUCACGUCGGCCACGAUGAAUGCAGAGCGUUUCUCCCGCUUUUUCGGCGGAGCGCCAGAGUUCAUCAUUCCCGGCAGAACAUUUCCCGUCGACGUUCACUUCUCUCGAUCACCUUGUGAAGAUUAUGUCGACAGCGCGGUCAAGCAGGUUUUGACUAUUCAUGUCUCACAGGGGCCAGGCGAUAUCCUUGUUUUCAUGACCGGACAAGAGGACAUUGAGGCAACAUGCGAACUCGUCGAGGAACGACUGCAGCUCCUGAAUGAUCCUCCCAAACUCAGCAUUCUACCGAUUUAUAGUCAAUUGCCGGCAGAGCAACAGGCCAAGGUUUUUGAAAAAGCAGACAAAGGAGUCCGCAAAGUUAUCGUGGCGACCAAUAUUGCCGAGACAAGUUUAACCAUUGACGGAAUCAUGUACGUUGUGGAUCCGGGCUACUCGAAGCUCAAGACAUACAACCCCAAAAUGGGCAUGGACAGCCUUCAAAUCACCCCGAUAUCUCAAGCGAACGCCAACCAGCGAUCUGGCCGCGCCGGACGCACGGGUCCUGGAAAAGCUUACCGCUUGUAUACCGAGGCCGCGUACAAGAACGAGCUCUAUAUUCAGACUAUUCCGGAGAUCCAGCGCACCAGCUUGGCCAAUACAGUCCUCCUGCUCAAAUCACUCGGCGUCAAGGAUCUUUUGGAAUUUGAUUUCAUGGACCCUCCAUCACAAGAAGUGAUGUCUACUUCGCUAUUCGAACUGUGGGCUCUCGGAGCACUGGACAACCUGGGAGAACUAACACAACUCGGGCGUCGCAUGACGCCAUUCCCCGCCGACCCAGCUCUAGCUAAACUUAUCAUCAUGGCCGCAGAGGUCUACGGCUGUAGCGAGGAGAUGCUCACCAUCGUAUCCAUGCUGACCGUACCGCACGUGUUCUAUCGUCCUCGGGAGCGCGAAGAGGAGGCCGAUUCUGCCCAUGAGAAAUUCUACGUUCAUGAGUCUGACCAUCUGACGCUCCUCCACGUCUUCACCCAAUGGAAGGCGAACGGCUGCUCCGAUCGCUGGUGCACCCGUCACUUCCUUCAUUCCAAAAAUUUGCGGCAGGCCAGGGAAGUCCGUGAUCAAUUCCAGGAUAUCAUGACCCAACAGAGAAUGCCGCUUGUCAGCUGCGGGACCGACUGGGACGUGAUCCGCAAAUGCAUUUGCUCCGGCUUCUACCAUCAAGCUGCGCGCCGUGGCGGUGGUAGCGGUUCUGAAAAGGAAUAUCUCAAUCUGCGUACCAGUGUCUCAAUGUAUCUAUCAAGAUCGAGCGCUUUAUCCGGACUGGCCGAUGCCCCACCCUUUGUCGUCUACCAUGAGUUGAGGUUGACCGCACGAGAGUACAUGUCCGUUGUGACAGCCGUCGAUCCCGAGUGGCUCGCCGAUCUCGGUGGUGUGUUCUACUCCAUGAAAGAAAAGGGGUAUUCGCAGCGCGAUCGUCGCACCAAAGAGCGCGAGAUCAAUAAAAGCAUGCAGAUUCAGCAAGAGAUGGCAGAUGCUCGGGCCAUGGCUGCCAGGGCCAAAGAGGCCGAGAAGACCCUCGAUACUGCCCGACGCAGGAAUGAAGUCGAGGUUGGCGGAGCACGAUCUGCCGUGCGUCGGCCGGUGGUCAUCCCCGGGGGAAAGAGACAGCUUCCAGGUAGUGUGAGUGCCUCGUCAUCUGCGUCUUCCCGACCUGGAGCUGGCACGGGCGGUUCCACAAGCAGUGUGGUGAAGAAGCCCAUUGGGAGGAGGCGGCCAGGACAGUUCUGA